This is a messenger RNA of Pseudopodoces humilis (Tibetan ground-tit), 747 nucleotides long. The record is from RefSeq and is a predicted model, not a curated record. NCBI's taxonomy places the organism in Eukaryota, Metazoa, Chordata, Aves, Passeriformes, Paridae.
AUGUGCAAUUGCAGCCCAGAAAUCCAGUUGUAUCCUGGACUGCGUAAAAAGAAGUGUGACCAGCAGGUUUACUCUGCUCUUGUGAGACCCCAGCUGGCACACUGCAUCCAGCUCUGGAUCCCUCAACACAUGGAUCUCUUGGAGCAGGUCCACAAAAACGAUCAGAUGGCUGCUGGCUCUGUGUUACUUGCAGGGGGUCCUUCUCUCCUGACCAUUCAGCUGAGCAGCCUUGGCAGGAGGGUGGUUGCUCCUGGCCCCCUGAGAGCCUGGGUGCUGCAUCAUCCCCUGUGUCUUGGAGAUCACAGGUUGAGCCUGGAAUUGUCCUCUGCCAGGGACGUCAUUGAGCCUGCUGUCAGAGCCCUCCACCUGAAGGAAAACAUUGCCUCCUUGCCUUGACUUCUUGCAAAUACAAGUCAUGGCCGUCUCCCAGUGGUUUGCAGGCCCAAGCUAGAACAUGCAGAGGUGUUCCAGGGAGCUAUUAAAAGAGUGGAGCUGUGCAUGCUCCUGGAGAAGAAGCACAUCUUUGAACAGGAGACAAAUGGUGAGUCUUUCUCCCCAUCUCAUCUGCUCUCCUAUGAGAAGAUAACAGUGGAGAAGCUGCCCAAUCUGUCGCACCCAACCAUGCUGCUGAAUUGCUGCACUACAGAUCCCUGGUAUCAGCAACUCUUCAUCAAUCUGCCAGAAAGAAUUCUUCUUAAAUUGUUUGCAUGUUGGUGGCAACAGAGAUUGGAAGACCAAAGAAAAUAA